GCAAAACCAAAAGAGGAAGUGAAAUUCCACGUAGCCUAUUAAACAGAAGCAAAUAUUUUUCCUUGACCUUUUUUAGAAAUCCAACAUUGAAAAAUGUUUCAAGAAUCUGAAUACAGAGAAAACCUAUCAUUGAUGUUAUCAGAGGUUUUACAUGACAUUGGUGUCAAUGAAAGAAUAGUGAUGAGAAGGAGAAGACAUUCCAUACUGCGAGAGACUAUGAAUAAUAUCACAUUCAGGUUAACUGAUAACAAUAGAACUAAAUAUUAUCUAGGAAGUCAGAGUGAAGGUACAACUACUAUAGGACUUCAUUCAGACAUUGAUAUACUGAUAUGUAUUCAUGAUUUCAAUAUUAUGCAAGACUGGUCAGAGUGGGAACAUGGCAAGUUCAACUUUCUCAUGAUACAGGAUGAGAACACUACCCCCGGCUAUUGUUUCUUACAACUGCUCCGAGAUGAUGUACCUCUUCCUCACACUGUCAUUCCUGAUGAACAUCAUAUAACUGAUAGAAGUGGAAGAAUAUUGCUUAAAAACACAGUAAUAAAUGAUCUGAUUCGGGGUACUGUAGGUCAUGGACCAUCACUUUAUGAUCAAGGACAACCUGGAUUCAGUGAUACGGACUAUGUGUUUGCAUUACCUUGUAAAACAUGGCUUCAAUCAGCAUUAGGUUGGUUAAAUAGACAAGGUAUUGGCAGAUGGCCAACACAAAAAAUGAGAAGAUAUGCAGCUAAUACUUGGUGUUUUGUUGUUCCAACUGGAAGUAAGGUCAGUGAAUAUCCUGAAUUGGAAUGGAGAAUAUCUACAUCAUUGGCAGAAAGGUGUUUAAUGCUGGAUUUAAAUGUAACACAAAUAAGGUGCUAUGUGUUGUUGAAAAUGAUUCUAAAAUAUGUCCUUUACCCUCGAGGUAUAAUAAAUAUAUCAAGUUUCAUGUGUAAAACAGUUCUAUUACAUUGUAUAGAAAACACAGAGCUAUGUAUAUGGAAAGAGAACAAUUUAUUUACAUGUUUAACACAUUGCUUGUUGGAAUUACACAGUUGUGUACAGAAUUGCCAUUGUUCACAUUUUAUUAUCCGAGAAAAUAAUUUGAUGGCAGGGCAAUUUACAGCAUUUUCUGUGGCUGCUGGGAUAAGCCUUUACCUACACUAACAGCAGAAUUCAUAAGGAUAUGUGGUGAGCAAAGUGACGACUGUAUUAAACAUAUUACAGCAUUUUGUGUCAGAUUUAUACAGAAAGAGAACAACUGUGUUCCUCAUGAACUACAAUAUGAAAUGUUCAGAUCUACACAAGAUGAUAUGAUGCAUAGACUUGAAAGAGAAGACUUUUGGAUGAACUUUGCUGUAGUUGAUUCUCUACCUUUCCUGUAUUUCCUACAAUAUAAAGUCUAUCGUCAGCUACAAAGGCAUCACGAUCAACAACAAGCACUUGGUAAACUUAUAAAAAACAUAGCAAAAGACGAAAAUCUUGGACAUAGAGAAACUGCUCUAAACAUUUUAGGGCAAUGUAUGGAACAAGAAAACAGAACUCAAGAAGCAUUAAACUGCUACCUGUUUUCUCUUCAACAAAGGGCAAGAAACAAUGUAGCAAACUUACAUAUAUGUAAGCUUCUCUCCAGCAUGCUAGGCAAUAAUGUCAAGUGAAAACACAAAAUAUGAAGAUUUCAACGGUUCAAAUGUUAAUAUUCAAUUGUUAAUACAUAGGCCUGUCAUCAGUCUUUUUGUCACGCAUUAUUUUAAAAUACCUUUCAGCAUGUUAAACUGAAUGAAUCAAGACUUUGAAAAUUUGACUUAACAUUUGGGUGUCAAAAGACUCUUGAAAAGAGGACAACUUCACAAGAAAGUUAUGAUCAACAUUAUAGUUUUCAGACGACGAUGGCAACGACAUUGUCGAGACAACGGUAACGGGUACAGGAAAGCCAACAUGAUUGUAACAAUAACUUUUUUAUUUCAAAGAUAACGAUGCCGAGCUAAAAAAUAUUAUAUCUGUUUUAUUAAAUGAAAGUUUAAACGAGUGUUAAACAAGAUAAUCUACCAAAUAAUAUCAAUUAUUUCAUAUUCUAUAUCAAUAAUGGAAAACAUACUAGUAUUUCAUUUAUGAUAUAAAAUCUACAUUAUAUCACCCUUCAGAAAACUCUGAUCGACAAAACUUACUGUUCAUUUUAUAUUUCACUAUUCACGGUGAAAUAUAUUAGUAAAUAACAGACUGAACAAACAAUAUUUAAUUAAUAUUCCGUUUCUUUGUAUAUGAUGAUGAAUGAAAAGCUGUAUUUCAUAUGUCUGAUAUAACAUCUUAUCUCAAUGUCUCAUGCUAAAAACUAAUUGUUUCUUCAUGCAGUUGUAUCGUAUAUAUAUUAUCAAUGUGAAACUCUUUUGCAGGCCUAUAAAUACCAUACUGAAUUUGCCAUGUUGUAAAUUUGGAGCUGUCACUUUGGUGUUUAUAAUACAAAACACAAAACUCGGUAUUCAUUUAUCAGUAAUAAGCGCUGCAAAUGCAGGCUUGUAUACAUGGAAAAAAUCUUUUAAGUAGGGAAGAGAGAAAUUAAUCUUAUAAUAUUAUAAUUAUUUUUCAAAUGAUAACAAUUGACAAGGAAAUUAAACAA
Ruditapes philippinarum (Manila clam) is the source of this 2593-nucleotide messenger RNA. RefSeq lists its product as uncharacterized. The record is from RefSeq and is a predicted model, not a curated record. NCBI's taxonomy places the organism in Eukaryota, Metazoa, Mollusca, Bivalvia, Venerida, Veneridae. The transcript has 2 exons. Bases 94 to 1143 code for a protein of 349 amino acids.